AUGCAGACCUCAACUAGCAUUUCCCUCGUGGACAAUACCAUCCCCUCACAACAGCCUACAAGCCGAGAAUCCUCACGACAGCCUUCCACCGAUCGGCAUGGAAGCCUAAAGAAACACCUAAGCCGCACAUCUGUUUCCGGUCAACUCGCCAAGCGCAAGUAUGCCAAAUGGCAGCCCGAAAGACUGGGCCUAGCGACUGAUGGAGAAACAUCACCGAGUCGAGACUCCUCGCGCGCCCGAGGCUCAAUCUCAGCAGAAAGCUCAAGCGCACAAUUGCUCCUCCAGGAGACAGUAACCGAUGCCUCGCGCGUUAGUACAACAGCUUCGGAUCCAUUCCGGGUUCAACCAAAUGAGAAUGGUCAAUCUGCCGGACAAACCAUAGCUGUCAAUUCAGAUGGCAGCACCAAGCCGCACUCAGAACUUGAUAUCCUCUACGAAAACCAGCGCGGCUCGUUCUUCUUCGGCGUGCCCCUUUACUCCCAUAGCUCAUUACUCAGCAUUGACCCAGAUGCCUGGAUGACCCAUGAUCACCGUGACAGCCCUGUUAAUAUUACUAAUGCUCAAGUGCCAGAUCCCAGCUGGGAAUGGUCGUGGCGAACAUGGUAUGUUGAUAUGUCCGGUGACGUGGAUGAGCAGGGCUGGCAGUAUGCAUUUUCAUUCGGUUCGUCGCAGUGGCACGGCACGCAUCCGUGGUUUCACUCGUUUGCUCGAAGGCGCCGCUGGGUUCGGCUUCGAAACAAGAUUUCACAAAGAAGACAUCGGGGCCGCUCAGAAUUCGAGAGGGGCCAUAUGCUUAACGAGGACUAUUUCACUAUUCAUUCUUCAAAUUCGAAGGCUCUGGGUCGUGCACAGAGUGUCACGGGGUUGUCGAGGGUUGAGUCUGGUUUCCUUAGUCUAAUGAGCAUGAAGGAAGAGGAGGAAAUGCAUUUGGAUGAGAUUGGAAACAUUCCUUCUCUCAUGGCUGCACUCAAGCAGGCUACAAUUGACCGCGAGAGAAUCGAUGCAUUAAAAAGGUUUGUCGAGGAUGGAGGGGAGGAACUCUACUAUUUGAAUGACAAGAUCCCAGAGAUAAUGUCUAUGUUCAUGUUCCAAGCAUCGCGCUGGCAAUUCGUAACCCACCUCGUCGGUGUCAUCCACCAGCUGAAAGACUCCACUGAAUCAGAUGACAAGGAGGCUGAUAAGAUCACGCGCAAAAGUGACAGUCUCACUCGUGCAGUCGAAUCUGCUAGGUCUCAUAUCACUGGGCCGGAUAUUUUUACUGAUAGCCAAGGAGAGUCGGUAACAGAACUACUUGACUUGACGCCUGUCAGCCGACAUAACUCUUUAUUAUCAAGGCGCUCUAAAGCUACGGGUGAACCGCUACAUGUCUUGAAAGUAAGGGAGAUCAAGGGUAUUCCCAAAGCAGCGCAGGUUGGCCGUGAAGCGCAUAUCUAUUGA
Penicillium taxi is the source of this 1437-nucleotide messenger RNA. RefSeq lists its product as uncharacterized. The record is from RefSeq and is a predicted model, not a curated record. Lineage: Eukaryota; Fungi; Ascomycota; Eurotiomycetes; Eurotiales; Aspergillaceae. Bases 1 to 1437 code for a protein of 478 amino acids. Gene Ontology annotation, cellular component: membrane. The transcript is spliced from 2 exons.